AAAGGGAUUAAACUUUACCCCGAAGACAUGUAGACACUAAGGUAUUUCUAGCCAGGUAUUAUGGAUUGAAUUAUGUCCCCCCAAAAUAUGUGUUCUAGAUCCUAACCUCUAUGCCUGUCAUUAUAAUCCCAUUUGGGAAUGGGCUGGUUAUGUUAAUGAGACAUGAUUAGUGUAGGGUGUAUCUUGAGUCAAUCUCUUUUGAGACAUAAAAGAUUAAACAAGCAAGCCAGAGAAGUAGAGACGGGGGGAGAGAGAUGCCAAGCCACAUGAAGAUCAACCAGGAGCAGAAGCUCAAAAAGGCAAGGAUUUCCUCCAGAGCUGACAGAGAGAGAAAGCCUUCCCCUAGAGCUGGCAUCCUGAAUUUGGACCUUGAGCCUCCUAAACUGUGAGAAAAUAAACUUCUGUUUAUUAAAGCCACCCAUUUGUGGUAUUUCUGUUAUAGCAGCACUAGAUGAUGAAGACCCCAGGGAAACACUGCAUUGGUUUUGGUCAUAAAUGUUACGCUAAAUCAACGGAAAAACUAUUAGAAUAAGAGUUCAGUACAGACACCAGAUGCAAAGUUUUCCUAUAUUCUCUUAGAAAAUGUCAUGAGAGAGAGAGAGAAAAAAAAAAUCAUUGACAUUCACAGCAAAACCAUAAAGUUAAGAGGAAAUGCAUGAAGAAAGCUGUAAACAUUGACUGCUGAACAGAAAAGAGAGCUUGUAUAAAUGAAGAGACACCAUGUUUCUAGAUGGGAGGAGGCCUCAGUUUUAUAAAGAUGCCAGUCAUCCCCAAAUAAACCUAUACAUUCAAUGCAAUUUCCAUAAAACUCAGUAGUUUAUUGCAACUUGAUGAAAUGAUUCUCCUUUGGGAGAGUAAGUGUGUAGAAUAGCUGCUAAACGUUGGCAGGGAGGGCGAAGGGGUGCUGUGAAGAUGGACUUGCCCUUCCUGAUAUAAAAAAAGGCACAGGAGUAGGUGAUGACAUCAGAACAAUCCUACCACGUAUUUAUGGGAUCUUGGUAUAUGAUAAAGCGUCAUUUCAAAUUAGGGGAGAAAGAAUGGGUCCAAUAAAUGAAGUCAAAACAAUGUGUGGUCAUUUGGAAAACAGUGACUCAUUGUAUUUAAAAAUAUGCUCCAGAUGGAUUAAAAAGCCAAGCCAAAAAAACAAAAAAAACAACCUUAUAGGGGUAUAAGAAGACUAUCUAGACAAUUAUCUUUUGCAAUUUUGGGGUAGGAAUACUCUUCUGAGGCUGUCAGAAACCAUGAAAGGACUGUUGGUGAAUUUGACUACUUAAACAUGAAAAGGUGGAAGACAAAAAAUGCCAUAAACAAAGCUUUUAACUGCCCCUUCUAAACAAAUGACAAAUUGAGUCGACAGUAUUCGUAGGCCAUAUGAGUGAUGUUAUUUUGAGGUCACUAUGAGUUUUUAUGAGUAGGAAUUGACUUAACAAUUAACAAUAACACAAAUGAUGAAGGUUAAUAACCACGGUAUGUGACAUGUGUUUAUAUAUGUUGUUAGGUGCCAUUGAGUCGAUUUUUGACUCCUAGUGACCCCAUGCAACAGCAUACAACAUCCCUAUAGUGUUUUCUUUCUAGGCUGUAAUCUAUACUGGAGCAGAUUGCCAGUUCUUUUCUCCCACAGAGCUUCUGGCUGGGUUUAAACCGCCAAUCUUUCAGUUAACAGCCGAGCACUUAACUGUUGUACCACCAGGAUGCCAUAUAUUUAUAUAUACGUAUGUAAUUAUGUAUAUACCUUAAUAUGACUUUUUAAUCAUCUUUCCUGCUACUGUAUAUUCUGAGCUCCUGGAAGGAAGAUACGGUUUCUGUCUUCAUCCUUGCACUCUCAGCCUUUUGCAAGGUGCUUGGUGCUUAUUAUUUGUUGAACAAAUGGAUGGAGGAACCACUGAGUGUGGAAAAGGUGGGUUAAAGUCAGGCAAGAAGGCUGGAGUCUGGUUGGGAGGCAACAGCCCUAGUUCUCUGUGAGCAGAAGAGAGGGAAUGCAGAUUUGAGAGAUGUGGAGAAGACAGAGGGGACAGGAUGAGGUGGCUAGUGGAAAACAGGAUGAGCAAUCAAGUCGCCUAGCUUUCUGGCCUGGGCACCUGGGUCACUGCUGCCAUUUACUGAGACAGGAGCACAGGAGGCAAUGCAGAUUCAAGUGAAGGCCAUGGGAGAUGGCCAGCUUGGUUUUGAACUGGACAUGCUGAGUUUGAGGGCCCAGGACAUCUAGGUGGAGAGAGCCAGCAUGAAGUUGGACUCACUUGAGAAAAGUCUGUCUUCUGCAGAGUGGUGGUGUUGUAAGAUACCACAUACCGAGUGGGCUCUGACUCAUAGCAACCUUAUAUAUAACAGAAUGAAAAUAUUGCCUGGUCCUGUGCCACCGUCACAGUCGUUGCUGUGUUUGAGUCCAUUGUUGCAGCCAGUGUGUCAGUCCAGCUCAUUGAGGGUCUUCCUCUUUUGGUGUACUGCAGAAAGCAGCCUUCACGAAUCGGUAGCACAUAUGCAGCUACAGUGAACACCACAGCAAAACUGAAGGACAGCCUGUGUUGUGGAAAGUCCCAGGGGGAGGCUGGGGAAGAAUGGAAGGGAAAUCUUUUGCGUGCGUGCGUGCGUGCGUUUGCUUGGGCCAGUUCCCCACCUACAGGGUGGGCUCCUGGGCAGGGUUGAUUCUAUCCUUUUGGGAACCCAAGGUGUCAGAACUGCCAUUUCUAAGCCUCUACAUUCUUCCUAAACCAUGGCCUAAUCUUUGGACCUUUGUUGACCAGGAGCCCGCCUCCCCCUUCCCCCAGCUCCUCGUGACUUGGUGAAGGCGGGCAGUUGGCUGGCCUCCAGAGACAGCUGCCUCCCAGAUCCAGGAACCGGCAGGCGGGGCCCCCGGCAGAGAGCAGCUCAGCCCCUUGUUUCCUGCGGAACCGCCCAUCCUGGGGCUGGAGGGGGCGGUGGUGGGAGUUGUGGAGAGUUGCUGCCCCACCAUGACUCAGCACUCUGCUGGUCUUGAGGGCUUGGGUUCUGAAAGUGCUUUGUCACGGUGAGGGGGUGGGUGACAGAGACCUGCAGGGCUGUAGCUUCUUUAUGGUGAGAGACAGGGUUUCCGUUUCCCAAUGGGACAAAGACUGGUGGAUGGAUGAGGAGAAAGGGAUCUAGGUUUCCUAGCCAGGCUCCAGAUGAUGUUUUUGGUGGAAGAGCAUUACCACUUUUCCUAUCUCUUUCUCCCUCAGGGCUUUCCCACCCCUUUGUGAGUUCUCAGCUGACAGUGGGUCUCUUCUUCCCUUCCAGGGAUGGUGGUUCCAGGGUUCCAGUGUAGGUUCCACAGCUGGGAAACACAGACAUGCCCUACGUUAAGGCUUGGAAAUCACUGGGUUUUACAGAGAAGGAGGCUGAGGCCCAGAGAAGGCCACGGAGAGUCACUGGGCAGAAACACAUGCUGAAAAAUGCAGGACAGGGUGGACGUGAUGGGACACGGGUGUGGUCAUUAAAAAACGACCAGUUUGCUGCCUGAAUGUGUAUAUGAAACAAUGUUAGGUGAAAAAGCAGAGCCUAAAAUAGUUUACGUAAGCUGAUGACAACAAAAGAAAAAUCAGGGGCCUGGAAGCGUAAAUAAGGAUUAGAGGAAAGCUGCUUUACGUUAACAGCUGGUGUUUAAAUUUAUAGGAUUCUCCUUAAAGUUAAGUUAAGUAUAUGGGGAAAAUUCAGAAAUUAGAAAAAAAAAUACUAAAUCAGAUUCGGGUAUCUUUCUGGACGAGGCAACCAAGAUUCAGAGAGCUUGUCCUUUUAAAUCAUUUCUCGAAAGCCACAAGGCAUUGUAGACUCCAAGCCUAGAGACUUUUAGGAGCUUAGGGUCAAGACGUAGAGACAGCCAGGACCUGAAACUUUAAAGGGUAAAUACAGAUGAACUGCCUGCUUCUUUAAGACAUGCCAGGCUGCACUGCCUCUUGGAAGCCACCCCAGAUUCCCUCAGGUUGCGCUCCACACCACUGCCAGAGACCUUACUUUACAGGUCUUGGCUGUUUGUUUGCUUAUCUGCUUUCCCACUGGACUUUGAGCUGCUUUGUACUCUCUGUCUUCAGGCUCUAGCAGAGCUGGGGACUUCCACGUCUAGCAGUUUGCAGCUCUAUAGUUCUCCUCUGGAAUCUUCAUGCCCACUGGAAUCUGGUCUCUCCUUUGAAACUCAGGCCCUUGAAGGUAAAGGAUCGUGAUUUUGAUGGUAACUGGGUGUAUCCUUGCAACAGAGCGUAGACUAAUGCCCUGCACACAUCAGACACUCAAAGCCCCUCUGGGUAUCUGUCCACAUUCUAGAAGCUUCCAAGAGACCACUUGGCCUUUCUGAACUUUAUACUUGUAUUUAUUUACAGUACCUAGAAGAGCCAGCCCUCCCCCAAUGCUACCAUUGGUGCCCCCCUUUGGGUACCCUCUUCACCACAGUUCAGGUUGCACCCUGUCAACUGGUACCAGUCACAUGGCAUGCCCACAUCACCCAGUCCAAGCUCAGCAAAGGUGGCAGGUGGGGAGCAAUAGCCAGCAGCCUGGUUGGGAAAGAGGAGAGAGAAGAGCAGCUUGUUCUUUAGCCAGGGACCUGGGCAGCAAGGACCCGGGGUGCCUCUUAACAGAAGUGGGGACCUGUGUCUGCCUCGCCUUUCAUGGUGCAUUCACUCACUCACUUCACCUACAGCUGAGGGUGGCUGUGCGAGCUCAUCCCAUUGUCUGCCUGGUGAAGUGUGAGGAGCAGAGGGAGAAAACUUGAGCUAGAGUUCAGGCUGCAGAGUCUGGGAAUCCCAGACUCCUUUGUGGCGCAAGACUCAGAAGCUCACUAAGAAUGUUAGAGAUUCGCAGGUGGAACAGAGGGGAGGCGGGCAGCCUCAAAGUCAGCAGAAUGAGGCAGCUGGAGUAAGUGACCGAGCAAAUUUCCUGCCACUGAUGAAGGUCCGUUAGGGUCGCUGUGAGUUGAAAUUGACUCGGUGGCAAUGGGUUUUUGUUUUAAGUGCAAUGCAGGCCAGCGAGUUGUCUGGCUGGCCCAACAAGAUAUGGCCUAGUGGUCAGCGGGGAGAGUCCUGAGUGUCUGAAUCAGAAAGGCCUCACCUGUGGCUGCUACCAGGGUCCCAGGCUCCUUAUUUCCUGCCGGUGCUACCACCUGCGGCCUCUCCCUUCUCUGACCUACCUCCCUUCCUGCCUUGCCUCAGCUUUAUGAAACCCAAAGGUGAGUGCUUCACUUCACUGCUUAGAACCAUUUAAGGCCUGGGAUAAAGUUAUAACUUUGCAGGGUGGCCAAGGCUCUUUCCGUUUGCUGACCACUCAUGUCUCUGGGCCUCCUCUUUAGCCAUUCCCGAUAGCCCAACCACACAGCUCACUGGCCCCCUCACACCUUGGGACUGAGCACAGCUGCUCCUUCUGCCUGGACUGACUACCCUUGACUUUUCUGCCUGAAAAGCUAAAUGAACAAAACGCCCAAAACCAUUGCAAUCAAGUGGAUGCCAACUUAUGGUGACCCCGUAUGUUACAGUGUAGAACUGCUCCCUGGGGUUUUCUUGGCUGUAAUCUUUAUGAAAGCAGAUUCCAGGCCUUUAUUCCGUGGUGCUGCUGGGUAGAUUUGAAUCGUCAGCAUUUUGGUUAGUAUUGUUGUUGUUAGUUGCCGUCGAGUUGAUUCUAACUCAUGGCGACUCGUGUGCAGAGUAGAACUGCAACUGGUCCAUAGGGUUUUCAAGGCUGUGACCUUUUGGAAGCAGAUUGUUAGGGCUGUUUUCUGAGGUGCCUCUGGUGGGGUCGAACCACCAACCUUUGCACCAGUAGUUCAAUGCUUAACCACUCCACCCAGGAACUUUCUGAAAAACUACCCACCCUUCAACGCCCAGCUCAAAUGUCCUCCGGAAGCCUUCCCUCACUUCGCCCAGGGCUGGGAAUUUCCAUUCUUUGUACCCUCCAGUGCUCUGAACAUUUCUCCACUCCAGUACCCUGUGUGUAAUUACCUGUGAUGUGCCUUCCACCCCCAAUGGGAGGGGCACUGCAGCCGUCUUCAUCUUGGCAAUGUGUUCCCUUCUGCACCUCAGUGCCCAGCAAAGCACCAGGCUCUCAGAAGACCAAGAAAUCUGUGUUAGGUUUAAUCUGGGCCUACUUCCUAGCCCAGCUCUUACUCACCUUUCCCGUUAUUGAGAGUAAGCUUCCCCGACCCCUUGCCUCAUAGGUUUGGCUUUUCCAUUUUUACUCAAGACUAGCUCUUUGUAUUUCCCACAUGGAGGGUUGCAGACGUUAAGUGAGUCUUUUUGCAGUUUGAGGAUUAUUCCCUGGCAGAAGCCUGAGAAUGUGGCAAGGUCAAGGGGUUUGUGUUGGGUUGGGCCUCGGGGAUAGUGACACCAUGGUCAAGGGCUCCAUUGCGCCAAGGACCAGUUCCCUUUGCUUCCUCUUGUGCCCACAACUGGGAGAUUCCCGGGCUGUCACAAGGGUUCUGGGGAGGAAGUGUAGAAGAAUUCAGCAAGACCAUCCGUCCGUCCGUUACUAGAAAACAACUCAGUGCACUUCCUUGUAAUGGGAUUAGUGCAUUCUUGGAGUCAUUGUCAUUCUGUAAACAUAAUGUGCCAGGCACAAUGCCAGAGAACUUACACAACCAUGCUGACAUGUUUUUGUGGCUGAAACUGACAACACCUCCAACAAGUAGACAGUGCUGCCAUGGGGACGACAGCCCCAGGGCCCGUUCACCUGCUGGAGCUGUGUGAGCAGAAGCUCCUGGAGUUUGUCUGUAACGUGGACAAUAAGGACAUGGUGUGGCUGGAGGAGAUCGAGGAGGAAGCAGAGCGCAUGUUCACCAGAGAAUUCAGCAAAGAGCCCGAGCUGAUGCCCAAAACGCCUUCUCAGAAGAACCGACGAAAGAAGAGACGGGUUUCUUCUUUCCAAGAUGAAAAUAGAGACCCAGUUCGGAAAAGGUUAUCCCGCAGGAAGACUCGGAGCAGCCAGCUGAGCUCCCGGUGCCUCCGCAGCAAGGACAAAGUGGAGAAGCUGGCCACGGUGGUGGGGGAGAACGGCUCCAUCUUGCGGCGGCUGACCCGUGCUGCCGCUGCGGCAGCUGCAGCAGCUACUGCGGCCUCGGCUGCUUCCUCGCCCACCCCUGAGUCCCCCACGACACUGACCAAGAAGCCCAAGAAUAGCCCAGCCCAGUGCCAGCUGGUGCCCUUGGUGGAGAUAGGUGUUGGCGAGCGCCAGAGUGCCGAGCAGUACCUCACCCAGAUCAGGUCUGGCCAGGCUCCGUCGCAGGCUCCAGCCUCUCAGGGAAUCCUAACAUCAGACGAGGAGUUGAUACCCAAGAAGCCAGAGGCCGGGAGACUGGAGUCUGUCACUGUGAGCUCCCUGAUGGCCACCCCCCAGGGCCCCAAGGGCCAGGGGGUCGGGGCAGGGCGGUCGGCGUCCAAGCUCAGGAUUGCACAGGCCUCUUCUGUCCCACACGACGUGCCUAGCUCUCCAGACUCUCCAUGGCAGGAGCGGGUGCUGGCUCCUAUCCUGUCAGAUAACUUCUCAACACCGACAGGCUCCCAAGCGAACCCACGGCACAGCCUGAUUGCCCCGGGCCCCCAGGCCUCACUGGCCAAUAAGUACUCCGUGGUGGCUAAGCAGGAGAACACCGUCCGAAGGUCUAACAGAAAAAUUGCCAACAAAGCCACCAAAGAGCCAGCCGUCUCUACCCGUAUCAUCUGUCACAGUUACCUGGAGAGGCUCCUGAAUGUCGAGGUGCCCCAGAAAGUCAUCUCCGAGCAGAAGGAGCCCAGUUUGGAGGCAGAGCCUGUGGAGGCCACGGAGCCGGAGGCCCCCAAGAAUGGAGGGAGGACCUCAUCGCCCCAUAAUGCCACCGAGAUCGCCAUUAGUACACCCGGCGGCCAGGAGUCACCCUCUGAAGGACAGCAUGAGGCCAAGACUGAGCAGACAGAUGGGCCCAUGGAGCCGCCUCAGAGUGCCAGGAGGAAACGCAGCUACAAGCAGGCGGUGAGUGAGCUGGACGAGGAGCAGCACCUGGAGGAUGAGGAGCUGCAGCCCCCCAGGAGCAAGACCCCUUCCCCACCCUGUCCGGCCAGCAAGGUGGUGCGGCCUCUGCGGACCUUCCUGCACACUGUGCAGAAGAACCAGAUGCUCAUGACCCCCACCUCCGUGUCCCGCAGCAACGUCAUGAAGUCCUUCAUCAAGCGUAACACGCCCCUACGCGUGGACCCCAAGUGCAGCUUUGUCGAGAAGGAGCGGCAGCGCCUGGAGAACCUGCGGCGCAAGGAGGAGGCAGAGCAGCUCCGCAGGCAGAAGGUGGAGGAGGACAAGCGGCGGCGGCUGGAGGAGGUGAAGCUGAAGCGUGAGGAGCGUCUCCGCAAGGUGCUGCAGGCCCGGGAGCGGGUGGAGCAGAUGAAGGAGGAGAAGAAGAAGCAGAUCGAGCAAAAGUUUGCUCAGAUCGAUGAGAAGACAGAGAAGGCCAAGGAGGAGCGGCUGGCAGAGGAGAAGGCCAAGAAAAAGGCAGCGGCCAAGAAGAUGGAGGAGGUGGAGGCACGCAGGAAGCAGGAGGAGGAGGCGCGGAGGCUUAAGUGGCUGCAGCAGGUGCGAGCGCAGGAGGAAGAAGAGCGGCGCCACCAAGAGCUGCUGCAGAAGAAGAAGGAGGAGGAGCAAGAGCGGCAGCGGAAGGCCGCCGAGGCCAAGAGGCUGGCCGAGCAGCGGGAGCAGGAGCGGCAGCUGGCGGAGCAGCGGGAGCAGGAGCGGCAGCUGGCGGAGCAGGAGAAGCGGAAGGAGCUGGAGCGCAAGAGGGAGCGGGAGCGGCUCCAGGCCGAGAGGGAGGCUCAGGAGAGGGAGAAGGCCCUGCGGCUGCAGAAGGAACGAAUGCAGAGGGAGCUGGAGGAGAAGAAGAACAAGGAAGAGCAGCAGCGCCUGGCUGAGCAGCGGCUGCAGGAGGAGCAGGAGAAGAAAGCUAAGGAGGCAGCAGCGAAUAGCAAAGGCCCGAACGUGACCAUGGAUGUGCAGUCUCCAGUUUGUACCUCUUAUCAAAUGACUCCACAAGGGCGCAGGGGGCCCCCCAAGAUCAACCCGGAUAACUAUGGGAUGGAUCUGAACAGCGAUGACUCCACUGAUGAUGAGGCCCACCCUCGGAAACCCAUCCCUGCCUGGGCCAGCGGCACCCAGCUCAGCCAGGCCAUCAUCCACCAGUACUACCACCCCCCAAACCUUCUUGAGCUCUUUGGGACCAUUCUCCCACUGGACUUGGAGGACAUCUUUAAGAAGAGCAAGCCUCGCUACCAUAAACGCACCAGCUCUGCCGUCUGGAACUCGCCACCCCUGCAGGGCACCAGGGUCCCAGGCAGCCUGACCUACAACCUGAAGAAGUACUGAGGCCGCCUAUGGGCCUUCUGGGGCAGUCUCAGCCCCUGCCUGUGUCUGUCUGUCUGACUCUGUAUUGGUCUGGUGCCCUCCCACCUGUGUUCCAUCCCUGAGGGUUUAGUCAGGUAGAUAGAAAUGUCCUCUGUGUGCCAGGUGUUUCUACUGCAGGUGGAAGGUGACCUCAAGCCUCUUUGGAGGCUGGGCUUGGUGGGUGGCUGGGAAGAACCAGCCCCAACCCUGCCUGGCCUGCAGGCAGCACUCUGUAAAUAGGUUGUUAUAAUUCAGCUGACUUUUAGCCUCUAGUAUUUGAAAGCUAGAUUAAUAAAGUAUAUUCUUUCAA
Messenger RNA from Loxodonta africana (African savanna elephant), 9643 nucleotides. It is a transcript of the gene INCENP, whose product is annotated as inner centromere protein. The coding region runs from base 6634 to 9315 and encodes 893 amino acids. Gene Ontology annotation, cellular component: midbody; chromosome passenger complex; kinetochore. NCBI's taxonomy places the organism in Eukaryota, Metazoa, Chordata, Mammalia, Proboscidea, Elephantidae. The record is from RefSeq and is a predicted model, not a curated record. The transcript has 19 exons. Gene Ontology annotation, biological process: mitotic cytokinesis; metaphase chromosome alignment; meiotic spindle midzone assembly.